This is a messenger RNA of Culicoides brevitarsis, 2490 nucleotides long. RefSeq names its product glycine--tRNA ligase (gene GlyRS). Gene Ontology annotation, cellular component: mitochondrion; cytoplasm. NCBI's taxonomy places the organism in Eukaryota, Metazoa, Arthropoda, Insecta, Diptera, Ceratopogonidae. Gene Ontology annotation, biological process: mitochondrial glycyl-tRNA aminoacylation. The record is from RefSeq and is a predicted model, not a curated record. The coding region runs from base 77 to 2332 and encodes 751 amino acids. Gene Ontology annotation, molecular function: glycine-tRNA ligase activity; ATP binding. The transcript has 2 exons.
UUACGUUGUGUGGCUGAUGCAAUAAGUCUGGCGAAGCUGAUUCAUCGUUGCUGACCCGGAAAAAAUCAUUUUAUUAAUGAAAUUACUCCUAAAACUCCUCAAUCCGGUAGUGAAAAAUAGAAUCUCCUUGCAACUCGUUCAAAAAUCCCGAAUUUUGCUGCAACCCGAGGCACAGACACGAUUUUUAUCAACAGCAACACAGGAAACAGCGACCGUAAAACCUCCGAAACGAGAAAGACCAAAGUGGGGCACGAACAAACAACAUCGCGACAUCCGAAUAAGUUUAGUGCAAAUGAUGGCAGACCCAAAAAUCGAAGCUGAAUUGGCUCCUUUGAGAGAAAAGGUCAAGGAACAAGGCGACUUGGUUCGCAAGCUAAAAGCUGAUGGCGCACCCGAAAAUGACGUCAAAAAAGCCGUCGCCGAACUAAAAGCUCGCAAAAAAACGCUCGAAGAUCGUGAAUUGGCGCUGGCGCCUCAAGUAGCCUCCUUUGAUCGUGCAAAAAUGGAAGAUUUACUGAAACGUCGCUUCUUCUACGACCAAAGUUUCGCAAUUUACGGCGGAAUAACGGGUCAAUAUGACUUUGGCCCGAUGGGAUGCGCCUUAAAAAGUAACAUUCUCUCCGCAUGGCGUCAAUUUUUCGUGUUGGAAGAGCAAAUGUUGGAAGUAGAUUGCUCCAUUCUCACGCCGGAACCCGUUUUAAAGGCUUCGGGGCACGUAGAUCGGUUCGCCGACUUGAUGGUGAAAGACGUAAAGAACGGCGAGUGCUUCCGAUUGGAUCAUUUGAUAAAAAAUCACUUGGAAAAAGUCUCCGCAGCGAAAGGGGCGACGCAAGAACUCAAGGACGAGUGCAGUGACAUCGUCAUAAAACUCGAUGGCAUGAACAAGGAAGAGAUGCGCGUGAUUUUGAGGAAAUUUGACAUGAAAUCUCCGAUAACGAAUAAUGAUUUGUCCGAUCCCAUGGAGUUUAAUUUGAUGUUUGGGACGCAAAUUGGUCCUACGGGCUUGAUAAAAGGCUUUUUGAGACCCGAAACGGCACAAGGUAUCUUUGUCAACUUUAAACGUUUGUUGGAAUUCAAUGCUGGAAAACUUCCUUUUGCCGCCGCGCAAAUUGGAAAUUCAUUCCGCAACGAAAUCAGUCCGCGAUCCGGGUUAAUUCGCGUUCGUGAGUUCACAAUGGCAGAAAUCGAGCAUUUUUGCGACCCGAAUUUGAAAGAUCACCCGAAAUUUGAGGAUGUGAAGGAUUUGCCGAUGACUUUGUACUCCGCCUGUAACCAAAUGGAUGGAAAAAGUGCGAGUUCGAUUACUAUCGGGGAAGCUGUCAGCACGGGUUUGGUUGCGAAUCAAACACUCGGUUACUUUAUGGCACGAAUUCAGUUGUUUUUACACAAAAUUGGAAUAGUUCCGGAACGUUUGCGCUUCCGGCAACACAUGAAUAACGAAAUGGCGCAUUAUGCCUGCGAUUGUUGGGAUGCCGAAUGUCUCACUUCGUACGGUUGGAUUGAGUGUGUCGGUUGUGCGGAUCGUUCUGCGUACGAUUUGACGCAACAUACGAACGCUACUGGCGUAAAACUUGUCGCGGAGAAGCCUCUUCCUGCUCCCAAAACGAUCCAAGUGACGGAAGCGGUCCCAAAUAAGGCAGCAAUCGGGAAACAAUUCAAAAAAGAUGCGAAAGCGAUCACCGAAGCUCUUGCGAAAAUGUCUCUCGAUGACGUCACGGACUUUAACAAGCAACUCGAGGCAUCGGGAGAGGCAAAAGUCAAAGUAAACGAUGCCGAAAUCACCCUUUCGAAAGAUUUGGUUUCCGUUAAGACCAGUUCCAAGACGAUUCAUGUCGAAGAAAUUGUCCCAAGUGUCAUCGAACCAUCUUUCGGCAUUGGUCGUAUCAUGUAUUCGCUCCUUGAACACAGCUUCAGGAUGCGGGAUGGCGAUGAACAACGUUGUUUCUUCUCGUUGCCGCCAGUUGUUGCCCCGCUAAAAUGCUCCGUACUUCCGCUCAGUAAUAACGCGGAAUUUAUGCCGUUUGUGAAGAAAAUCUCGCAAGCGCUGACUCGAGUUGAUGUUUCGCACAAAGUUGAUGACUCGAGUGGCAGUAUUGGGAAACGUUAUGCGCGAACAGAUGAGAUUGCAAUUCCGUACGGGAUCACCAUUGAUUUUGACACGAUCAAGACAAAUACGGUGACUUUGCGGGAGAGAGAUACGAUGACGCAAGUCAGGAUUGCGAUGGAUGAUUUGGCGGAAGUUAUGCGCGAAUUGGCCUUGGGACGACUCACUUGGGCGCAAGUUCAAGAGAAAUAUCCUAAAUUUGAGCAACAGGAAGCUGCUUCGAAAUAAAAAAAAUAAAUUAAAAUACCUCAAUGCUUUGAACAAUAAAAAAAGUUAUCAAUAAAGGAAGAAGAAAGUCUCGCAUUUAAAAAAUGUUUGCCAGUAAAAGUUUUUGUUUUUGCAUCAAAUUUUUGCAUCUUAAUAAAGUAUACGUUAAUCAAUCAUGA